AUGUCGGAAACUUUCCUGGAGCGUUUCAGUGUCACUUUUUAUAACGAGGCAGGUGUCAUGGAGAUGGGCAUAGAUGGUGGUGGUCUCUCUCGUGAGAUGAUUAUCGCUGUUCUCUCCCAGGGUUUUGAUCCAUCGCAAGGUCUCUUUCGUUACAACGACGACCAUGCUCUUUAUCCCAACCCUGACGCCGAAGCCCUCAUGGAGGAUUUUGAAGCCCACUACAUCUUCUUGGGAGCCAUUCUUGCUAAGGCCAUUUAUGAGGGCAUGCUGGUGGAUCUUCAAUUUGCGCCCUUCUUUCUUGCUAAAAUCAUCAGUGCCAAUAGGAAUCUUAGUGUUGAUUUUAAUCACCUCAGGUCCCUGGACGCUGAACUCUUUAGACAACUUUGUCGGUUAAAGUCCUACGAUGGCGAUGUUAGCGAUCUACAACUGGAUUUCACCAUUGUUCAGUGCCUUUAUGGCAAAAACACCGUGGUCGACUUGAAACCCAACGGAUCGUCCAUCCCCGUAACGAACGAAUCACGCAUAGAAUACGUUAAUCUGGUUGCUAACUACAAGCUCAAUACUCAAAUUCAACGACAGUCCAUGGCCUUCAUUUCGGGUAUGACUGGUGUUCUCAGCAUCAAGUGGUUGCAGCUUUUUGAUGCUGACGAACUCCAAAUUGUUAUCUCCGGCACCAACAACGAAAUUAACGUGGAUGAUUGGCAAGAGCACACAGAGUAUUCUGGAAGUAAGUCUUUUUUCUCCAGCAGUUCUCCAACAUGUGGUCAGCAUUCCUCUUUAUCUCUCUUUUAUGUCCAGUCGGAGUUUUUCCGAUCCGAUAUGCUCGCUCUGUUUCGCUGGUCAGAUCUCUCUGGUCCUUUUUUUGACAAAAUCGAUCUUUUUUUUUGA
Rodentolepis nana is the source of this 888-nucleotide messenger RNA. Lineage: Eukaryota; Metazoa; Platyhelminthes; Cestoda; Cyclophyllidea; Hymenolepididae. The record is from the annotation of a GenBank genome assembly.